AUGUCCGACCUCGUCUUGGAUGCUGUUCAGGAGGGCGAAAAUGAUGAGUUCGUUGAUGAGUCUUUGAAGGAGGAUAUGGAAAUUGAGCGAAUAAAAGACCGUCUUAAAGAGGUCGAAGAAGAUGCGAAUAAGUUGCACAACCUGACUAAUGCAGACAAGUCUUCGAAAAAUAAUUUGUCUACUUUGUCUGGGGAAGAGAAAGCCGAAGUUGACUUGCGCUCUAUCUAUGUUGGGAACGUUGAUUAUGGGUCCACUGCGGAUGAACUUGAAGCACAUUUUCGCUGUUGUGGAGCCAUUAACCGUGUCACGAUUCUCUGUGAUCGUUACACUGGUCACCCGAAAGGAUUUGCUUAUAUCGAGUUUGAAAAUGCGGAUGCUAUCGAGGCUGCGGUCGCUUUGGAUGAUUCAUGCUUCAGGGGUCGUCCGAUCAAAGUGAUGCCCAAAAGGACGAAUAUCCCCGGACUCUCGACGACAACCCGUGGGUUUAGGCGACCCCGUCGUCGUUACAAUUCUUAUGGUCUUCGUCAUGCAUUUGGUAUGGCCCGACCGAGGACUUCGAGAUUUAGGCGACGUCGUAUUUAUUACGGUGCACCAUAUUGA
This is a messenger RNA of Echinococcus granulosus, 600 nucleotides long. Its product is annotated as Polyadenylate-binding protein 2. The transcript is spliced from 4 exons. The record is from RefSeq and is a predicted model, not a curated record. Gene Ontology annotation, molecular function: RNA binding. The coding region runs from base 1 to 600 and encodes 199 amino acids. NCBI's taxonomy places the organism in Eukaryota, Metazoa, Platyhelminthes, Cestoda, Cyclophyllidea, Taeniidae.